AUUUAAUUUUCUUUUAAAUUUGUGGGUGUUACAGUAAUGGAGGAAAAUAAGAAGGGUGAUAAGCAUGAAGAGGAAGCAGAGACAGAGUAUGUAUUGCUUGAUCUUUACACUGUUUCUGGGCAGAUUGAUUUUCCUCCAAAUGCACCUUACGCUCUUUCUUCUUGAGGGUUAGUGAAAUGGGAUUUGUGUUCGUUGUACUGACACAAGUGGUUCAAAUAGCGGUGUAGCGGCCGUUAUCCACCGCAAUGGAGAUGAGAGUAACCAAUCACACACAUAGCUUCGUGGCCGCAAAUAGCAGGACAACAACGGCUGCCCAUGCUAAACACAACAAUCAAAUUCCAAUAAAUUUAUGCUUCAAUCAACGUAAAAGAAGGAAUUAAUUCAAGGGUUUGGAUACGAUGAAUCCAAUAUUAAUCAUAGAUGAAAAAGUGAAGCUGAUUGGAGAAUAUGAAGAAACAAUAGGAACUUGCUUUGUUUUCUCUGAAUAUGGUGAGCAACAUUUCCUAUCAUACUAACUUUGAGCUUAAUUGGGUUGUCAUUAGUUAUCUCUCAUUCAUUCUUUUGUUAUCAUUUUACAUGUUCUUACCUAAUACAUAGGAGGAUUUUAAGUUUAAAUCUCCUUUCAUAAGUUUUUAUAUGAUGGUAAACAAAAAACCGUGGAAGAAUAACUAUGAAAACAGGGAACAUACCACUGGAACCAGAUUUUCUUGAUUUACCAUUUUUAUUUUCUUUUAAGGGUUUUGUGUGUCUUAGGUGCAGAGGUUCUGAAAAAAAUCUUUUUGGCCUCCGAUUUGAUUAGAACCGACCUCAUUUUGAGGUCAAGUUAAGUCUAUUAUUCUGAAUUUUUUUGAAACCUUUGUACUUUAUACAAAUUGGAGAACUUAUGAACAAGAGCUCAUAUGAAAUUAGGAGCAUGUAACUCCCUGUUGUCAGUUUUUAUCUUGGGGGCAUUCCCACCUCAAGCCUAGAUUAGUUUAAUGAUAAGGCAUGGGUUUGGUUUAUUAGUAUUCAUGCUAGCUCAUUCUGUUCACCUGUUUCAAUUGCAUAUCAUGUUUGCUAGGAAAAUUGCUUCCAUGACUUUCUCAUUUGGUUUACGGGAUCAACCUGUUAAUUUAUUAGCGUCCCAAUUCCAUUGUUUAUAUGUUCAUUCAGUUUAAUCUGUUUCUCAAACUUUUUCCUGUUUAAAUUAAGAAUUUGUUGUGUCAAUUAUUCUUUGCAUAAGCUUCCCCUAUAGUUCAUGAAGAGACAGGUCUAUCAGAAGCAAAUCUCUUCUCAGAAAAAUGUAUAAUAGAUCCAAACCAAGCUCCAAGAAAGCAAGUAAAGCCAGUUGCCUGACUUCACAAGAUUCUAGAGUUCAGAUUGUUACUAGACGACGAUGUUCAAGAUGAAACAAAUGCCCCAACUAAUUCAAAAGUGGUUCUAUAGUUACCAAGGAACUUUGCUUCUUGUUAUCUACCAACCUUUUUUCUUCUCUGUUUUUUCUUCCCUGUUCGAGGUCUUGCAGAAGUGUCAGGCUAUCAAAGGGGUUCAAAUUAGCAGUUUUCCUGGAGAUCUUAGCACGUCAAGGAUUAUUUGUCGGCAGCUGCAGCAGCUCACAAUUUGAUGUUCGGAACUCUCUUGAUGCAUUUUCUUUUCAAGUCUCUGUUUUUAUCCUUCUUGUUGACGUUUUAGAGGUUUCUAAGAAUUUAGAUGUUGUAUCAGGUGAAACAUAAAUUGUCACCAACUUAAUGCUGCUGCAAAAUAGAAGGAAAUGGUGGCUACUCACGUUCUCAAUUGUAACCAUUUGCCAUUCUACACUCCCCUAAAUUCCCUGUCAAGUCAGAAUCUCUGAUGAAGACCCUGGUGACCGUUUCUUUGUUAUUUUUGAAAGCAAGUCCAAUUUAAGCUGUAGAAUAGAAGGCUUAAGCAUAGUUAUACCAUUUCAUUUCAACAUAUUGUUUCAAAAUUUUAAGACUCUGGCUAAGAAGACGAAAAGGGAAAUUGCUCACUCUGGGAGUGAAGGUAUCCAGAUUUCUCCUCAAGGAACCAGGCAUACCUCUAUAUCUCUAUCCAAAAUCAGAUUCUUCAUUGUCUUAAAAUGGGUAUAUCAUUAAAAAAUCUCAUGGACUUUACUGAACAAGUAGGAAAAGUUUUUGAAGCUGGAAAAACUAUAUGGGGUAUUGUAGGGAAGCACUGGAAAUUCCCUACAGGCCUUGAUCAGAAUGUAAAUAAUCUGAAGAGAAAAAGAGAGGAAUUAAAUGGUCAGAAAGAUGAUACAGCAUCAAGAAUUAAGGCCGAGCUGCAUCCAAGAAAGAAAGUCAAGAAAGAAGUUAAGCUGUGGUUGGAAAAUGUUGAAAGGGUAGAUGGUGAAAUACAGAACCUAGAAUCAGACGCAGUUGGACCUAGCGGCUUUUACUCACGUGGAUUCCUUAAAAACAAUGUUUGUAAGAAGAUAGAAGAAGUUGAACAACUUCUUGAAAAGGGUAGAUUUUCUGAUGGUUUGGUUGUUGAUGAUCCUUUGCGGAUGGGACAGGUGUUGCCGAUACCAAGAUUAGUUGGUGAAACAGCAGCACUUAAAAGGAAUGAAAUUAUGGGAUACCUGAUGAGUAAUGAGGUUCAAAAGAUCGGAAUUUAUGGAAUGCCAGGAGUUGGGAAAACAAGUGUCAUCAAGCUUGUCAACAAUGAACUCUUAAAAGAUGCAAACCAGUUUAAUAUUGUUGUAUGGAUCACUGUAUCAAGGAAAUGUAGUGUUAUUGAACUGCAGAAUAAGAUUGCACAGGCAAUUAGUGCUGUUAUUUCAGAAGAUGAAGAUGAAACAAUACGAGCAGGGAUAUUAUCUGAAAUAUUUGCUCAAAAGGGAAGGUAUGUGUUAAUCUUAGAUGAUGUGUUGGACAAUUUUUCUCUAGAAGAAGUUGGAAUUCCUGAGCCUACUGCAAGUAAUGGGAGUAAAUUAGUUCUAACAUCCCGAUCAUUGGAUGUAUGUCGACGCAUGGAUUGUCAAGUAAUAAAAAUGGAACCGCUUCCUGGAGCAGAAGCAUGGACAUUGUUCUUGGACAAGGUUGGUCAAAGUCUAAUGAGUUGUUCAGUUUUAGUGCCAUUUGCAAGAUCCAUUGCGGAGCGUUGUGCUGGUUUGCCAUUGGCAAUAAUCACAGUUGCCAGUAGCAUGAGAGGUGAAUAUAGCCUUCCUAGAUGGAGGAAUGCAUUGGAGGAAUUAAAAAGGAAUGUACAGACUGUCAUGGAUGUGGAUGUUAAAGCCAUGGUAUAUCAGCAAUUGAGAUUCAGCUACGAUCGUUUGAAUGAUCCCAAAAUUCAGAACUGUUUCCUCACUACUGCAUCAUAUGAUGAAGAUUCUGGAAUCCAGAAGGAGCAGCUGAUAAGGGACUGGAUUAGAAAAGGAUUAAUAGAUGAUAUGGGCAACAUGCAAGCAAACAUUGACAGGGGCCAGGCAAUCCUAGGAAGACUUAUUGACAAUUGCUUGUUAGAAAAUGUUGGAAAUGGAAGAGUCAAAAUGCAUGAUCUUGUAAGAGAUAUGGCUGUACUGAUCACCCGGGAGCUCUAUUCAUCAUAGCCAUCAUUUCAAUGAGAGCCAGAAGAACAAGGAGUAGGUGCCGCGGCCAGUACAGUCAAAAGUGAAGACAAAUAUUGCAGCAGAAAGGGAGUCAUAGUUUGCUAUUUUUUCCCAACAAAUUGAACUUCCCAGUUGAAGAGAAUGCCUUCGUAAUCACGGUUGCUCUGUUUGAAACACCAAAUGAUCCAAGUGAGGCAAAUGGUGGAACAAAAACAUGUCUCACUCUCUGAAUUGUAACUCUAUUUAUCAUCAGUUUUGCACUGAAUUCACUGUUAUUUCUUCACAAAAAGCUUUUUCCUCCUGUCAUGUGCAUGAUUUGACCUUUAUUACAAAAGCAAAUUUUUAUUACCUUUUUUUUUUUUUGUAAAAUUGAAAUUGAAAUUUUUUAGUCCUUUCUUUGGGGAAAAAUGCAUUGAAUUAAAUGGUUACAGAAUCAAUCGAGAUGGUGUUCAACUUCCAUCCAAUAUUCAGCAAU
Molecule: messenger RNA, 4022 nt
Organism: Durio zibethinus
Lineage: Eukaryota; Viridiplantae; Streptophyta; Magnoliopsida; Malvales; Malvaceae
Source: RefSeq, a predicted model, not a curated record